CGAGUAGUCUACGAUAUCAUAAAUAUUCAUAUUUGAGAAAACGUUGAAAACAGAAAGAAAGAAUGGGAAAUACACGAUAAAUAAAUUGGCAUCGUCAUCACACUUUACAAAAGGAGGUUCAACACAACACACUUUCUCUAUUCUUUAAAUACUUCAAAAUAAAAAAUCAGAGCUCACAUAGUUCCUGUCGCAACCAAAACAGAAAAGAGAAAUGGCAGGCGUUGAUCAUUUGGAUUUCGAGAGGAACAAAGCGCAAUUCGAUGUGGCAGACAUGAAGAUCGUUUGGGCUGGUUCUCGUCAAGAAUUCGAGCUUUCCGAUCGAAUUUCUCGCCUCGUUGCUAGCGAUCCGGAAUUCCGAAAGGAUAACAGAACCAGUCUUGACAGGAAGGAGUUAUUUAAAAACACGUUGAGAAAAACAGCUCAUGCAUGGAAAAGGAUCAACGAGCUUGGUCUUAAUGAACAGGAAGCUACUAAGUUUAGAUCUUUUGUGGAUGAGCCUGCUUUUACUGAUCUUCAUUGGGGAAUGUUUGUGCCUGCUAUCAAAGGUCAAGGCACUGAUGAGCAACAAGAAAAGUGGUUGCCUCUAGCUUAUAAGAUGCAAAUUAUUGGUUGCUAUGCCCAAACUGAACUUGGUCAUGGAUCCAAUGUUCAAGGGCUAGAAACAACUGCAACAUUUGAUCCCAAAACAGAUGAGUUCAUUAUUCACAGUCCCACAUUGACUUCCAGCAAAUGGUGGCCUGGUGGGUUGGGUAAAAUAUCGACACAUGCUGUUGUUUAUGCACGUCUUAUUACUGACGGUCAAUACCAUGGAGUGCAUGGUUUCAUUGUCCAGCUGCGGAGCUUGAACGAUCACUUGCCUCUUCCAGGCAUAACUGUUGGAGAUAUUGGAAUGAAAUUCGGAAAUGCAGCAUAUAACAGCAUGGAUAAUGGAGUUCUAAGGUUUGACAACGUACGAAUUCCAAGGAAUCAAAUGUUAAUGAGGGUUUCACAGGUCACAAGAGAAGGAAAAUUUGUACAAUCCAAUGUUCCAAGACAAUUAGUUUACGGUACUAUGGUAUUUGUGAGACAGGCAAUUGUAGCUGAUGCAUCAACUGCUUUGUCACGAGCAGUUUGCAUUGCUACAAGAUAUAGCGCUGUUCGAAGACAGUUUGGAUCUCAUAAUGGAGGUCUGGAAACACAGGUGAUUGAUUACAAAACACAACAGGCUAGACUCUUUCCAUUGCUAGCUUCUGCUUAUGCUUUUAGAUUUGUUGGUGAAUGGCUGAAAUGGCUUUACACGGAUGUAACUCAAAGAUUACAAGCCAAUGAUUUUUCAACAUUGCCCGAGGCCCAUGCAUGCACUGCAGGGUUGAAAUCCUUGACUACUUCCGCAACUGCUGAUGGCAUUGAAGAAUGCCGUAAGCUAUGCGGCGGUCAUGGUUAUCUUUGUAGCAGUGGUCUUCCCGAGUUAUUUGCAGUUUAUGUUCCUGCCUGCACAUAUGAAGGAGACAACACUGUGAUGCUUUUACAGGUGGCAAGGUUUCUUAUGAAGACUAUUUCUCAGUUGGCAUCUGGAAAUAAACCUGUUGGUACCACAGCUUAUUUGGGUCGAGUGGAACAAUUGAUACAAUAUCGCUCUGAUGUUAAAACAGCUGAGGAUUGGUUGAAGCCUAAUGUAGUGAUUGGAGCAUUUGAAGCUAGGGCUGCCAGGAUGUCUGUUGCUGUUGCUCAAAAUCUUAGCAAGUUUGCUAAUCCUGAAGAGGGAUUUCAAGAACUCUCAGCUGAUUUAGUUGAGGCAGCAGCUGCUCAUUGUCAGUUAAUCGUUGUUUCCAAAUUUAUAGAGAAGUUGCAGCAAGAUAUACCUGGAAAGGGAGUGAAACAGCAGUUAGAAGUUCUUUGCAGCAUUUAUGCUUUAUAUCUUCUUCAUAAGCAUCUGGGAGAUUUUCUUUCCACUGGCUGUAUCAAUCAAAAACAAGGAUCACUCGCGAAUGACCUAUUGAGGUCCUUGUAUUCUCAGGUUCGUCCUAAUGCGAUUGCGCUUGUUGAUGCAUUUAAUUACACCGAUCACUUGCUUGGUUCGGUUCUCGGGCGCUAUGAUGGAAAUGUUUAUCCUAAGUUGUAUGAAGAAGCUUGGAAAGAUCCUUUGAACGAUUCAGUUGUUCCUGAUGGCUUUAAAGAGUAUGUUCAACCAAUUCUCAGGCAACAAAUACGUAAUGCUAGACUCUAGAGUAGUAUUUUAUAAUUCGGCUGGUAGUACUAUUUUUAUUGAAAAUUGUCAAUAAAGUUGCAUGGAUGGAUAAAUAAAUGUAGAUGAAUACAUACGAGAGGAAUUUUGAUCAUAAGUUUAUUUUCAUGGUUAAUAGCAUUCAUGAGAAUAAGUAACAAUUCGGUGUAUCUGGCAUGGAACUAGAAAAAAAUCAUUAUUUAUUUAUUGAUACUUGAUUCCUUAUGUUUCAUUGA
Messenger RNA from Cicer arietinum (chickpea), 2439 nucleotides. Its product is annotated as peroxisomal acyl-coenzyme A oxidase 1. Gene Ontology annotation, cellular component: peroxisome. Gene Ontology annotation, molecular function: fatty acid binding; acyl-CoA oxidase activity; FAD binding. Gene Ontology annotation, biological process: fatty acid beta-oxidation using acyl-CoA oxidase; lipid homeostasis; long-chain fatty acid metabolic process. NCBI's taxonomy places the organism in Eukaryota, Viridiplantae, Streptophyta, Magnoliopsida, Fabales, Fabaceae. The record is from RefSeq and is a predicted model, not a curated record.